AUUUUCAGGAAGGUUUGCGAACGUUACAAAACAAUUGCGUCAGAAACUUGCGCAUUUGUCUCCAGAAAGGUGAACUGCGUGUAUUGCUCUCACUGAUACAGGUUAGAAAUACACUGCGACCAUGUUAGUGGCGAGGCUGGCAUGUUUAAGGAGUCUCCCGCUUGCUGGGCUCCGUCCUGUGUUGUCACAGGGCUCCUCAGCCAUGAGAGCGCACACCCUGAAAGCCUGUCCACCCCUACUCAGGCCACAGCAGGGUUAUUCCACUAAGGCCAGAUUUGGAUUCCGGCGUGUGAAAACCACCAGGGAUCAGCUUAAAGAAGCUGCUUUUGAGCCAGCAACAGAGACGGCCAUCAAAAUUGACAGCAUGGGGCGAAUGAUCCUGGCUGGAGGUGCAGCAGUUGGCCUUGGAGCUCUGUGCUACUAUGGCCUUGGCAUGUCCAAUGAAAUCGGUGCAAUUGAAAAAGCAGUGAUCUGGCCUCAGUAUGUGAAGGACAGGAUCCACUCCACUUACAUGUACUUUGCAGGCAGUGUUGGACUGACAGCUCUUUCGGCUGUAGCUGUGAGCAGGACUCCAGCACUUAUGGGUCUGAUGAUGAGAGGAUCCUGGCUGGCAAUUGGAGCAACUUUUGCAGCAAUGAUUGGUGCAGGGAUGUUGGUUCGGUCCAUUUCAUAUGAGCACAGCCCAAUGCCCAAACAUCUUGCCUGGAUGCUUCAUGCAGGUGUGAUGGGUGCCGUCAUCGCUCCAUUAACUCUCCUUGGAGGACCUCUGAUGAUUAGGGCUGCCUGGUACACAGCAGGCAUUGUGGGAGGUUUGUCUACUGUUGCCAUGUGUGCUCCAAGCGAGAAGUUCCUCAACAUGGGAGGACCAUUGGCUGUUGGCUUUGGAGUGGUGUUUGCUUCCUCUCUUGGGUCGAUGUUCCUACCACCCACCUCAGCUUUAGGGGCAGGCCUGUACUCUGUUGCCAUCUAUGGGGGCUUGGUCCUCUUCAGCAUGUUCCUCCUCUAUGAUACACAGAAGGUCAUCAAGAGGGCUGAGACACACCCUCUCUAUGGAGUGCAGAAAUAUGACCCCAUUAAUGCGUGUAUGGGGAUUUACAUGGACACACUGAACAUUUUCAUAAGGCUGGUGAUGAUUCUGGCUAAUGGUGGAAGUGGAAGACGGAAGUGAAUACCACGAUGAGUUCUGCUACAGUUUUUUGUUCCACAGAGCUGAAAACGGUCCUGUUUCUUCUUAUCAGCGUACAUCAGAUGUUAUCUUUUAGAAACAAGUCUUAUGUAGCUGGUAGAUGAACACAAAUGCUUUGUACAUGCGUGAAUAUGAGAAUCGCACUCUGAGAUGUGUGUUGCCAGUGCAACCAAGGAAGAUGAAUUGAUGUACAGUAUUAGUUAAAAAAUUAGGCAUGCAUACUCAUUCAAAGUUAAUAGGUAGGUGUGUCGAAACCCUUUACUGGUACUGUACAUUCAUAACACUCGAGACUGAGCUCUUGCUUUAUUUUGGAAUUUUAUUGUUUAUCCAGGGAGUCACAGGUGUGUUAAAUCUGUUCUGUUCAGGUAUCAUUUGUAAUCUUUUUUUUUUAUUUAUUGUCAUUCAAGAUUACAGUUUAGAAAUAUAUAUUAACAUAAAUGCCACAUGUGUCAACCACAGACUUCUCUGAAUUAAUAGAAGAAAUUAAGCUGUAACAACUUGGGAAUUUAGUGAUAUUUCAUUUCUGUUGACAUUAGCUCUUUUUGGGGGAGAAAAUGCAGUAAAUUCAACAAUGAAGUCAAUAAACAUGUGAAGAU
This is a messenger RNA of Melanotaenia boesemani (Boeseman's rainbowfish), 1782 nucleotides long. It is a transcript of the gene ghitm, whose product is annotated as growth hormone inducible transmembrane protein. The record is from RefSeq and is a predicted model, not a curated record. Bases 122 to 1168 code for a protein of 348 amino acids. The transcript is spliced from 9 exons. NCBI's taxonomy places the organism in Eukaryota, Metazoa, Chordata, Actinopteri, Atheriniformes, Melanotaeniidae. Gene Ontology annotation, cellular component: mitochondrial inner membrane.